AGUGCGAAGGCCUUGCGCAGUUCGGAAGCUCGCAACACCUGACGUUUGACGGUAUAUAACUGAAUGGUAGGGGGCACCAUCGAUACUGCUACCUCAAGGGCGGUAAUAGUACGACUUGAGAUAUCGUAGCAAUAGAUGCACUGCUACGCUUUACACCCUUAAACACCCGGCACGUUGUCCCGUGCUGUGGAGUUAGCGCCAUUAAAACAAUAGAUCGGUUUGUGCUGCUGUGUCAAGUAACCUCCUGCCAAGGAAAACACACCUACGGACGUGCCGAUGGACAGCGGCGACAAAGAAGAUGCGAAAAUCGUCAAAACCAUCUUGCACGCCGGAACGCGGGUUGUGCCUUGUCGUGACGGUACCAAGGUGAGGUUCCACUAUCAGACGCGGAAAUGCGACCCGGAGGGUACUCUGAUCGACGACAGCCGUGCCCGCCAGAAGCCGAUGGAGCUAGUGCUGGGCAAGAAGUUUAAGCUCGAGGUGUGGGAGUCGAUAGUGCAGCAGAUGGCACUGAACGAGGUGGCCAGGUUUCGCUGCGACCGGUCCCUAGUGCAGCAGUAUCCGUUCGUGGCGAAGACCAUACGCGAUUCGGAGAAGGCACGCGAAGAGCGAAAACACUGCUGCGGUAUGACGGUGCAGAACGAGGGGCUCGGCUACAAAGACUUGGAUGAGCUGUUUACUAACCCGCAGGAUCUCGAGUUCACCAUCGAGAUACUGUCGGUUGAGAGCGCGGGCGAAUACGAGCAGGAGUCGUGGCAGCUGAGUGACGCCGAAAAGCUGCAGCUUGUUGGGAAACUACGCGAACAAGGCAACCAAGCCUACAGCGAGCAGCGUUACACGGCCGCCCUCGACACAUACUCCCGCGCAACCGGCAUCAUCGAGCAGUUGAUGUUGAAGGAAAAGCCCAACGAACCGGAAUGGUGCGAGCUGGCACAGCUGAAGGUUCCGUUGCUGUUGAACUACUCACAGUGCAAGCUACUGGAAAAGGACUACUACGCAGUCAUAGAGCACUGUACCGAGGUGCUGAAGUACGACACGGCGUGCGUGAAGGCGCUAUUCCGACGCGGCAGGGCACACGCCGGGGCCUGGAAUCUGGACCGAGCCCGAGCCGACUUUGAGCGAUGCGCCCAGCUUGACGCUGGCUUGCGGAACGCAAUCACCAGCGAGUUGUCCAAGUUGCAGGAACAGGCCCGACUGCGAGACGUCGACGAUAGGCUAAAGUACCAGAAGCUUUUUCCACCGCUAACUCCAGCUCAAUGAUUUUAAACCAUUGCCUAAAUUUCGUUCAUGCCCUUCCCUGUUGCCAAGUUCCUUCCGUUUGUUUGUACCGUUAUGGUAGCACCGCUGACCUUUGUUACGUUUCUCGUUUAUAAACCCUUUUUAUUGUAAAUUAUUAUUUCAAAAAUACGCAUGCUGUACGCAAUAUGUAUUACGGCAUUGCUGCAACGCUUGGUACCUCACAACAAUAGGUGUAGAAUAGGUCUAACAACUUUGUAUAUUUACGUUUUUAAAUGUUUAAACUUCUUGCAUAUUUAUUACUAAUUGUGAAACGGUUUGCGUAAAAAAUGUAAAACAGUCUUUUAGUGAAAACAGUAAA
This is a messenger RNA of Anopheles bellator, 1597 nucleotides long. Its product is annotated as AH receptor-interacting protein-like. Gene Ontology annotation, molecular function: peptidyl-prolyl cis-trans isomerase activity; protein binding. The transcript has 3 exons. NCBI's taxonomy places the organism in Eukaryota, Metazoa, Arthropoda, Insecta, Diptera, Culicidae. The record is from RefSeq and is a predicted model, not a curated record. The coding region runs from base 277 to 1260 and encodes 327 amino acids.